AGCCGAGGCUCGCGCGUCGGGCGCCCGUCGACCCGCUGCGUCCAGGUGCCCCGGGCCCCGGGCCCCGACGCCCCAAACUUUGGCCAGCGCCGCCCAGGCUCCGCGCGGGAGGAAAGCCAGGAAUUUUCAAGAUGAAUUAUACCGAGUCCAGCCCAUUGGCAGAAUCCACUGCAAUAGGCUUUACGCCUGAAUUAGAAAGUAUUACACCCGUGCCUUCCAAUGAGACCACAUGUGAAAACUGGAGAGAGAUACAUCAUCUAGUUUUUCAUGUAGCAAAUAUUUGUUUUGCAAUUGGAUUGGUUAUUCCAACUUCUCUUCACUUUCAUAUGAUACUUCUUAGGGGGAUGUUCUCUAUAGGAUGUACCCUUUAUAUCGUCUGGGCCACUCUCUACCGAUGUGCCUUGGAUAUAAUGAUCUGGAACUCUGUGUUCUUGGGUGUCAACCUUUUGCAUCUUUCAUAUCUUUUGUACAAGAAAAGACCGGUAAAGAUUGAAAAGGAACUAAAUGGCAUCUACCGGCGGUUGUUUGAACCACUCCGUGUGCAUCCAGAUUUGUUCAGAAGAUUAACUGGACAGUUUUGCAUGAUCCAGUCCUUGAAAAAGGGUCAGACUUAUGCUGUAGAGGAUAAAACCUCAGUUGACGACCGUCUGAGUAUCCUCUUGAAGGGAAAAAUGAAGGUCUCCUAUCGAGGACAUUUUCUGCAUAAUAUUUACCCCUGUGCCUUUAUAGAUUCUCCUGAAUUUAGAUCAACUCUGAUGCACAAAGGUGAAAAAUUCCAGGUCACCAUUAUUGCAGAUGAUAACUGCAGAUUCUUAUGUUGGUCAAGAGAAAGAUUAACUUACUUUCUGGAAUCAGAACCUUUCCUAUAUGAAAUAUUUAGGUAUCUUAUAGGAAAAGACAUUACAAACAAGCUCUACUCAUUGAAUGAUCCUACAUUAAAUGAUAAAAAGGCCAAAACAUUGGAUCACCAGCUCAGCCUUUCUACUCAGAUCUCCAUAUUGGAAAUGAGAAACAGUAUAGCCAGCUCCAGUGACAGUGAAGAUGGAUUACACUAUCUUCGGGGGACCGCCAGCAUUUCUUCUCUUCAUGUGUCAUCCCCACACCAGCGAGCCUCCGCCAAGAUGAAGCCAAUAGAAGAAGGGGUGGAAGAUGAUGAUGAGGUCUUUGAACCCGUGCCUCCAAACACACUUAAAGUGCAUCAAUUGGCUUGAUCUGAGAGAGAAUUCAAGCUGCCAAGAUGGAAAGUGUCGAAGAGAUCCUGAGAAAUACCAGCACUUUUUCAUGGCUUCCAGAUUAUUCUUUUUUAAUACAUCAGGACUGGUAGAGUAUGAGGGCAAGAAAGUGAGGAAGUGUCAAAGAUGGAAAGGUUAUUUUACCUGUCCUUUUUAUUGGUCAGCUUUUUAAAUAAUUGUUUUACUGAGCUUUCUGCCUAAACCUAGUUCUAUUUUGAGAUACAUAUUUUCACAUUAUUUUCUAGACGUAUUAUCAUUUUAACUUAAAUCUUUGCGUGCUCUCAGUGUAAAUGCCUUUCACUUACUUUUCCAAAUUGUGGUUCUUUUUCCUCACAGACAUGUUGUUCACUGCCAUGGCGAUGGAGUCAUUGGUUUGAUAGAUUUAACAAGUAGUGUAAGUUUGAAAUUGAGGUUGAGGUAACAUUAAAAGGCAGGGACUUUCAGGCUUUGUUCAGUUGACUUUUUUAUGGGAAAUUUUAUGACUGGUGUUUAUUUUCCUACUGCCAGAUGCAUUAUUCUACUAGAUCACCUUACUUAUUUGGACACUGUGUAGAUAGCUUGAUAAUGAACCAAUCUCAUCAAACAUUACUCACAUUACCUUUGUGUUAGGCCAUUUAUAAACUGGUCUGAAACCUGAAGCUGGAAAGAUAACAAAUGGAAGCAGUUCUAAGUUCAGCUAAAACUUCAGCUAAACUCGAUUUACCUGUGAUUUAGAGCCAACUUGUCCCACACACUCUGAUGUGGGAAACAUUUUACUUGGGAUAGGGAGGAUAGGAGAGUCAAAGCACUGAGCAAGUGUCCCGGGUAUGAAGUAACUAAGAGAUAAUCUUCCUCCUUCUGUGUUCUGAAGUUUGUUUGUACCUCCAAAGGCAUAGAUGUCUCUUUAAAAUAUGUGCCAGAUACUCAGUGCCAGAACUUUGAGUGUGAACACAGCUGAGGUGAGCAGAUGGGUCAUUCAGGGUAUGCUUUGGGUGCCCAGUCUAGAUACUGCUGUGAGGGCUUGAUUCCAGAUGUUGCUUCUCUCCUACAGUUGUGUUUUAGAAAAUGGUGGUAUUUGACACAGUUUUGCUCAGAUCAUCAAUCCGGCUGGUCAGUGUGACUGGUACCCGGCUAGAUUGAGCGGCCCGGCCGCUCAACUGAGUGAGGCCCAUUGAUUGGAGUUGCUAUGUCAUGCCCAUUCACAUUUAUUUCAUUUUGUCCACUAGAAACAAGCUUCACUUGGUUCCUUGUUAGGUGAAAUAGCUAAGAAACUUCCAAAUGAUGUGAUUUUCAGGUGACCUCAGCCAAAAGAAGCAUUGCUUGCAGAGAGGUGAUUUGUGGCAGAGAAGGUACAGAAAUAAGCUAAUAUACUGUCACCUCAAUUCCCUAAAUCCAUUUUUUCAGAGCUAUUUAUUUUAGUAAUUUAUCUUGAGUAAAAUUUACAUGCUAGGUCAUUCAUUGAGAAAAUGUACACAGGAUUGGGAAUCCAGCUCCUGACAUCUAUUUCAUAUAUUGGCAUAUUAACAUCACAAUAAGAAGCUGGAUUUCAGUUUACUAUCAUAGUUGUCUCUUCAUUUUGCUAAAUUAAAUAUUUAUUUGGGGGAAAUGAAGCAAAGGUGAUUUUGAAGCCUUGGCUUCAAUACUGUAAAGUUAUAUUAGGUUGAACUAUCUCUUUCUGUACCUGAGAGGAUGUGUAUAACUAUACUGAAAUAAUGUUACCACUGCUUUUCUGUAACCAUUGGAGUAAGGUCAUGUAGCCCACCUAGUUCACGGAUGCUAACGACUGAUUUACAAAAUCAGUCUAUAGGGUAAUUAGAUAGUACAUCCUUCCCAGAUUUGUAGGUGAGUUUAGAUUCCUCUAAGACCACGUUUUUUAAUGUUCUAUAAAUCCACAGAACCUUGGAGUUAUCUUGCUUUGUCCCAUCUUCAGGCUUGUUUUACCUUGUAAGCCUUAGACAAUGAGAGAGGGUCAUUGCUAAUGAUCAGUUUGGGCAUAUUUGGGAGUUGUUCCCUGCAGCGCUGGGAACAAACAUUUUUAAAAAGCACACGGCUAAAAUUAGGUGAUAUAAAGUCAGUUCACUGUUUUUAUUAAAAUGUGCAUGUGAGUGUAUAUAGAGGGGUACAGGUGUGUCUCAGUGAAGACUAAUUUCAAGAUUAGGAAUCUUAAAAGAACCACUUUGCCUGAGCAAGAAACAUGAAACUAUUUUUAGAUACACACCUGGAAGGGUUGUGGACAAAGAAACUCAGAAAAGGGGAAGCCUUUGAGUAGCCCUCCCACCUAGACUUGAUAGCAAAGAAGCAGAUAAGAAAACAGAAAACAGUUUAAAUGUAAGCUCUCCAAUGGAUGACUUGAAAUUAAUUCAUGCAGAUGAACAAAUAUAUCUUUGUGUAAUGCAUAAAUACAUAGAUUUUUUUUAAAAACACGUUUACUGCCAAAGCUCCCAAAUAAGAUGCUUCCUGUGUUUUUUGCCAUUCACUUAAGCUGUGUGAUCAAGGUUCAAAAUUAUUCUCUUAUAACCCAAAAUCUACUACAUCAAGUCAAUUGUGAGACUCUGGAGUGGACCAUUUAUAAUAGAAUAUGUGUGUCAUUUAUAAUAGUUUAAAAGCCCUCAUAAAUAUUUACAUUUAUAAAAAUAAUGGCACACUAAACAGAUCCUUGAUAAUAUUUGUAUCUCUUAAAUUAGUAAUAACAGGUGCUAUAUAAUUAUUUUUAAUUACCAUUACCAUCGACCUCCUUUGCUCUGUGGAACCUUUUCCAUCUAUUCCUAUCCCUCAGUGUCACUUGGAUCAUCGGACACCUUUGUGACUUUUGUGCUUUGCUGCUGACACCAUGCACACUAGGAGAUGUCUCUUUAUGUCUGGUUGUCCUCCAACAUGUCUAAAGCCUUCCAGAUUUUCUGAUGUGGAGCUGUCCACUCCUGCCUCCCAGGUCCCAUCAUGGCCCCAAAGACAGGGUCCCUCGGAUGCUGGAAAGUGGAUGUAACCAGCACACUUCACCCUGUCCCAGUGCAGCCAGUGAAUGACUUCAACCUCUGGAGAAGAUUUCCUGCUAGUGUAUGGCAGCUCCCAGCCAGGGCCUCGGGCCUGCAUGUCAGUCCCUCCCUGCAGUGCUCAGUGCCCUCUUCCCUACAGACCCCAGGGCGAGGCUCCAAGAAUCCAAAUGAUUUUUGUUUGUUUGUUUUUUCUCUACUUCUUUGGUCAUUCCUAGAGCUGCUCCACAGAAACCUCAGACCCUGCCCAGCCUGGGUUUCCCCUUCCUCCCCUUUUCCCAUGCCUGCUUUCCCAACCUCUUUUUCUAAUUACCUCCAACUACAGUGAUUAGAAAUUCCCACCUAAUCAACUCAAAUACCCAAGGAUUUGGAAUGGACAGGUUGCUGUGUUGGGAAUCCAGGGUUGAGGCUGUCAACACUGUUUCAGUUCUGCUUAUCAGGUGACAAGGUUUUCCUCAUUGACAGUCACCAGGUUUUGAUUGUCAUGGAACCCCCAAAAUACCUGUGUAUAGCAAUAUUUUGUAGGUGUCAUAAGUUUAAGAAACCUGCAUUUAAGUACUAUUUACAGCUUUUUCUGUUAUACUUACAACCUAGUUUUAAAGUACACAAGGAUUUUAUGAAUGCUUUAUAUAGACAUUAUUUAUAGGAACCUCAUUCUUUUUAGGUGCCAUUUACAUGGACUUAUAAAAAAGAUACAUUUUGUCUGAAU
This is a messenger RNA of Choloepus didactylus (southern two-toed sloth), 4910 nucleotides long. It is a transcript of the gene POPDC1, whose product is annotated as blood vessel epicardial substance. Lineage: Eukaryota; Metazoa; Chordata; Mammalia; Pilosa; Megalonychidae. Gene Ontology annotation, cellular component: sarcolemma. The transcript has 8 exons. Gene Ontology annotation, molecular function: cAMP binding. The record is from RefSeq and is a predicted model, not a curated record. Bases 132 to 1211 code for a protein of 359 amino acids.